Messenger RNA from Alternaria infectoria, 1197 nucleotides. RefSeq lists its product as uncharacterized. The transcript has 4 exons. The coding region runs from base 1 to 1197 and encodes 398 amino acids. The record is from RefSeq and is a predicted model, not a curated record. NCBI's taxonomy places the organism in Eukaryota, Fungi, Ascomycota, Dothideomycetes, Pleosporales, Pleosporaceae. Gene Ontology annotation, molecular function: FAD binding; monooxygenase activity. Gene Ontology annotation, biological process: secondary metabolite biosynthetic process.
AUGAAACGAGAACCACGAACCGGUAUCGACAUUCUCGUCGUGGGAGGCGGCAUCGGCGGACUCACCUUUGCAAUCGAGGCCCACCGCAAAGGCCACGAUGUGCGCGUUCUUGAACGGAAUGACGAAGGUCAAUACUCGGGUGAGAUCAUCAUGAUCACCAGCUCAGCGCUCGAAACGCCCAAGAAAUGGCCAGGAUUCUUAGAACGCCUCAGGGCCCUCGCAUCGCCACCAACCUUUGACCUGCGCAAAUACGACGGCACAUUCAUCCAACACCAUGCUCCUGGCGACUCUGCAAAUCCGUCUUUGAGCAUCUACCGAAAGAGGCUGCAUAGUUUGCUGAAUACCUACGUCAAAGAGCUCGGUAUACCCAUCACGUACGACGCGAAAGUGGAUUCAUACUUCGAUUCAACCACAUCAGGCGGUGUUGUCCUCAAAAGCGGUCAGAAGAUAACUGCAGAUGUGGUGGUAGCCGCAGAUGGUGUAGGCUCUAGGUCCCGCGAGAUCAUCGACGGGAAUAGAGAGAAGCCGAUUAGUUCUGGCUUUGAUGAGAACGGUACGGCAACGGAGAGCUGGUCAAAAACCACUUCCACGCAUAGGAUUCUGGAUGUUGUAAAAGAUUGGGAUCCUUUUGUUACGGAGGUGAUCAAGGCGACACCGAACAAUCAGGUGCUCGACUGGAAGCUGAUGUGGCGUGAUCCACAGCCGCAGUGGGUGUCGAAAGGCGGCCAUGUCGUGCAGCUGGGCGAUGCUGCCCAUCCCUUCUUGCCUACGUCGUUCAGUGGCGGCACGAUGGCCAUGGAAGACGCGUACUCGCUAGCAGCCUGUCUACAUGUUGCCGGGAAGCAGCACGUUGCGCUUGCAACCAAGGUGCACAAUAAGCUGAGGUUUGAGCGAGUAUCCUGCGCGCAGAAACUAGGAUUCAAGAAUCGUGAGAUCUUUCACAACACCGACUGGAAAGACGAAAAGGCGGCGCCGACAAAGCAGCACAAGAUGGUCGGAGAUUGGUUGGUCUGUCACAACCCCGAGAAGUAUGUUUACGAAAACUACCAGAAGUGUGCUGAGCAUUUGGACACGGGUGUCGAGUUCUUGAACACGAACAUACCGCCGGGAUACAAGUACAGACCGUGGACCGUCCGCGGGCUGCUGGGGGCCUCGGAACGUGGCGAAGUGGUUGGGGAUGAAGGCGACUGGUCCUAA